AUUGGCCAAUACAUUUGGCUGUUUCCGGGGGGAGUGGGGGCUUCGGUGCCGACAAGGAGGAGACAGCUCGUCGGCUUCUCUUCCUCUUGCCGCUGCUUGCCUUGUUGUUGUUAGCCGACGACGGUGGAGAAGACAAAAGAGGAGUGCUGGUCGCAGUGCAGCGACUGAGAAAGCUCACCUACCGACUCUUUUGUCUUUCCUCCGUGCACGCCAGCCCCAUCCACCUCCUCCUCCGCCGACGGUGGCGGCGCCGCCCCCACGCCUCUUCCUGCCAGCACCGUGCCCGGAGAUCGAGAAGAGAUCCUUCGUGAACACACUUGAGGUAUGCAAUUUUCCAUCUUCAUUCUUCUUUCAAUUGACAGGAAUAUAUGUUUCUAUCCCUCAUUAGAGUGAUAUAAAUUCGAUAUAAAUAACCAAACUUGGUUGCAUGAGAUGGAACUCAGAUGAUGAAGCUCUAUCUAUUGUCCAUGUACAAUAGAAAGAGCAGAGAAGCAGGAGGAGGGUGUGAUAAUUUCACCAUGGUCAUAGAAGUAGCCCUUUGUCCGGAGGGUCGAAGCUGGAUCAGGCUGUCUCCAAGUCAGCUUCAGGCAACGGGAGAGGAGGCCAUCACUUUUGUUGUCAAUCAGUACAUCACCUGUCCAUCUCUGACUCCCAUCAGCUGUACCACCGAGGAGACAGUGUUGAUGGGGGGAAUGUGAAAGCCAGAUCAUAUCAUUGCAGCUUUCACAGCUGUUCAUGAGGCUGGGAGGAGGAGGAGAGGAGGAGGGAAGAGGGAGGAGGGGAAAAAGAAAUCGAUCCGGUGUGCCCUUAAUUCCUCACUGUGUUGGGGGGGACAUGUGAGAUGUGUCUCGUUACCGGGGAGAAGAGUGAAUAUUUCUGGAGAUCCUUCUCCUCGAGGUCACAUGCAAACCUGCACUGUUGCCUCGAGCUUUCAUGACAAAGGGACCUCCAUUAGGUGGGUUGCUACUAGUACCCAUGUUGGCACCAGCGUUCGAUAACAUGUGUUGGAUUCCAUGGAACUUUGCAUUUGGAGGUAGCAGUCACAAGAGAAAGAAGAAGAAGAAGUGAUUCAUGUGCUGGAAUCAUGUGGAAGCUGUGUUGUGUGUCGAUGUUUUGACAUGAGAGUGGUGGCAAGUGAGAUGUGGCAAUCUAAGAGAGCACAUCCGGCUUACCCCCUGUCGCCGUGUCUUAAAUGCUGCAUCUGACCAAUUGCAUUCUUUGUGCCUCUUUCCAUCGAUGCAGUCCACGUCAAGUCCUCAGGCAUCGAGAUAAGGUGAGCCCCCCACCCAUCUUGAUGGUUACACGCGGGGAGGUGAGAUGCUUCUUACGGCAUCCACGCCAUGCCAUGCCAUGCCAUGCCAUGCCAUGCCAUGCCUCGGAGAGGGUACCUUUUCACUGACAGAGAAUAUGAUUAAGAUCACAAGCAUCAGAGAUCGAGUUCUUUGAUGGAUUGACAAGCAGAAUUUAACGUGGCAGAUCCAGCCAUCUCGAAUGGUUUCAAGCUGCAAAUGGCUAACACACUGGCAAUUAAGAGCAGGCGAAAGAACACCGAGAAGGAGACAAACGCAAGCAUCUCUCUCUCUCUCUGAUGACCAACACUUUUUCUUCUCACUGUUUGUUCUCUCUCUCUUUUUUUGUUUUCGGUCUCGAGAUAUGAAGUGCGGAAACUAAUGAAUGAAUGAGCACGAUUAGUUAGCUGUUGCAAGAAGAAGCAUUCUACGUUUCGGAUGAUUAGUCAAAUGGAACAUCGAUACAUCACAUGGGAUUCUUCUGGUCGUUCUCCACAGGGAGAGGGAGAGGGGAGAGGGAGAUGGAGAUGGAGAUGGGACAGCCCCCACACCCUCCCUCCUCCUCCACCACCUCCUUCUCCUCUCUGUAUAAAAUGGCCAAUCCACCAGCUUUUCCCAGACAGCCACAGAGAGGGAAAAAAGGGGCAAGUGAGUUGCGCACUGCAACCUCUCUGCACCACCCACGUCCUUUGUUAGCUGUAGCGUUCCGUCUCUGCUUUCUUCCACCUCUUUGCUUGACCUACACUGACUGCCGCAGCUCAUCGGCUCCUCUGGCUCUUCGAUCCCGACAUGGGGUUCCCGGUUGGCUACUCUGAGCUCCCGAAGCUCCUCCUCCACCUGCUCUUCUUCUUCGCCCACCUGAGAAGGCUCAUCAACUGGGUCUUCCACUGCCUCGGCCUCGGCGCCCUGCUGGAGUCCGAAGCCCAGUGGCAUGACACGGACGCCCACGCCCAUUACCACCAGACGGGCCUUUGCUCGCUCCCGGCCGAGCUGAUCCAGGAGAGCUCGCCGGCGAUCCGGUUCCAGGAGCUGGUCACCGCGCAGCGCGGCCAUCGCUGCUUGCCGGAGAGCUGCGCGGUGUGCCUCUACGAGUUCGAGGGCGCCGACGAGGUCCGGCGGAUGGGAAACUGCCGCCACGUCUUCCACCGGCACUGCGUCGACCGGUGGCUGCAGCACGGGCAGUGCACCUGCCCUCUGUGCCGAGCGCCGCUUGUCCCCGGGGAGCUGCACGCCGACGGCUCUUUGUCUUACGACGAGGGACACCUGUGCUCCUUCCCGCUGCCGCCGGCGGUGUCUGCGCUGCGUCCCCUUCGGUUGCCUGCUUCCUAGCGAUAGAGAUCGGCGAGCGAGCAAGCAGUGUACAGAGGUGAUGGAAGCUGUGCAAAGCACAAAAGUCGGAUGCAAUAAGACAGGGAAGAAGACCAUCAAUCAUAGUGUGGGUUGGUUCUUCUCCUUGUACAGUCUUGGUUGGGAAUGAGGCUUGGGAGAGCGUGACAUGAAGCUUUCUUGAGGGUACUCUUGAGUGUUCCAAAGGAGUUUGGAGCUUGAGAGAGAGAAGGGUCUGCAACCUGUUCACUGCAGCACUUCCUUGGUUGGAUUGGAGGCUUGAGAGAAGAAGGAUCAAAAUCCUACUGGUGUGGGUUGAUUUUGAUGUGUAAUAUCUGCUCCCUUUCUUCUGACUUGAAUUACCAGCAAAAUUUUUUGUUGCUGGUUGCUUGUAAGGGUUGUAACUUUGGAUUGAAUGAGACUGAGAAACUUCUGCUUGGUUUUA
Molecule: messenger RNA, 3060 nt
Organism: Musa acuminata AAA Group (dessert banana)
Lineage: Eukaryota; Viridiplantae; Streptophyta; Magnoliopsida; Zingiberales; Musaceae
Product: brassinosteroid-responsive RING protein 1
Exons: 2
Coding region: 2079-2618 (179 amino acids)
Source: RefSeq, a predicted model, not a curated record